GGGCAACACGAGUGAUGGCAAGGGAAUUGUUGCCUCUUUCGCAAACCGUUCUUCUUUUAAUGUGUUUUAUAUGCCGUGACGUUUGUGCUUCAUUUGCAUGUUCGCGGAUAUUCGAUUAACUCUGGUCGGCAUUGCUAAUUGGAAUUAAUUCUACGUAUAAUUAGUGGGGGAAACCGUUUCUGUUGGUGAAAACCAAGCACGUCAGUAUCGCGACUCAUAAACAAACACAAGGUUUUUAUGAAAAUUCGAAAUAACAUUCGUGUUUUUGAUAGCUUUUCAAUUUUGUUUUGGAAGAUUUUCCGCUACUAUUUUCUAAAAGGAGCAAGUCAAAAGCCAGAAGUUGAAGAUUUUUCAUAUGUGUUCGAAUUUAUAUGGCCGAUAUAUGCUGUACAGAAACGUCGUAAGUGUAUGUAUUUUGACUGUCUUCAGUAAUCAACAGCUCUGAAGAUGAGAUUUUUUGGCAAGUACUUUGAAAAGUAAAAAUGUUUUGUGAGUUGUGAACUAUUACUCUAAUUAACUCUAUUGGGUAAAAGUCAACUCUCUCAUUUUGGUUGGUGCAUCUGAUUUAUGGAUAAUAUGGAUAUUGAUGAAGCUAGUAGAAGACCAGGAACAAGGGUUUUUAAGAAGAGUUCCCCAAAUGGAAAGAUCACAGUUUAUCUUGGGAAGAGGGAUUUUGUUGAUCAUAUCACUCAUGUAGAUCCAAUUGAUGGCGUUGUUCUGAUUGAUCCAGAAUUUGUAAAAGAUCAUAAAGUUUAUGGACAUGUAUUAGCUGCAUUUAGAUAUGGAAGAGAAGAUUUGGAUGUGCUUGGACUUACAUUUAGGAAAGAUCUUUAUUUAGCCUCUGAACAAAUAUACCCACAAGAAGGUGAAAUGAAACAUCCUCUUACGAGAUUACAAGAGCGUUUAAUAAAAAAACUGGGUCCAGAUGCAUAUCCAUUUUUCUUUGAACUCCCACCUCAUUGUCCAGCAUCUGUAACACUUCAGCCAUCUCCUGGUGAUACUGGAAAGCCAUGUGGUGUAGAUUAUGAACUCAAAGCUUACGUAGCAGAUAAUGCUGAUGAAAAAGCUCAUAAAAGGAAUUCUGUUCGCUUGGCAAUUCGAAAAAUUAUGUAUGCUCCUAGUCGGCAAGGUGAGCAGCCAAGCGUAGAAGUGAGCAAAGAUUUCAUGAUGUCGCCAAAUAAAUUGCAUCUGGAGGCUUCCUUGGAUAAAGAGCUGUAUCACCAUGGAGAAGAUAUUGCUGUCAAUGUUCAUAUAGCCAACAAUUCCAACCGAACUGUUAAAAAAAUUAAAGUUUCAGUUCGACAAUUUGCAGAUAUAUGUUUGUUUUCUACGGCUCAGUACAAAUGUACAGUUGCAGAAAUUGAAAGCGAAGAUGGUUGUCCGGUUGGUCCAGGUUUUACUCUCUCCAAAGUAUACUAUCUCAGACCUCUAUUAGCUAAUAAUAAAGAUAAGAGGGGUCUAGCACUUGACGGACAACUGAAGCACGAAGACACUAAUUUGGCUUCUUCAACUAUAAUAGCUGAUCCUGCACAGAAAGAGAACCUUGGCAUAAUUGUCCAAUACAAAGUCAAAGUGAAAUUAUGUCUUGGACCUCUUGGUGGUGACUUAGUUGCAGAACUACCGUUUAUUUUAAUGCAUCCUAAGCCUUUGGAUGAUCCUCCUCCACAUGCUGCUAGAAGUAUAAGUUCAAUUCCAACUGUUCAAAGUGAUGAAAAUGUUGGAAUUGAAACAGAUCUUAUCCGUCUUGAUGCGGAUGCUGCCAUGGAUGAUGGAGAUGAUGACCUAAUAUUUGAAGAUUUUGCACGAUUGCGUUUAAGAGGGGAGACUGAAGCAUAAAUUUGCUCUGGCACAACAUAUUUAUUUUCUGUGACAUUUCUACAUUCUUCUUGUUUGUGUGUGCGUGAGUAUGCAUAAUAUAGCAUAUGUGUUGCAUAAUUUAUGCAAAUAGUAGUGCAUUAAUUUCCCGGCUUAUUGUCCAAUUGUGUUCUGCUUUGUCCUCAAUAUGAAAGCAUCAAUUUAUUAUUCUAAAAUGUAUGUGUGAAGAUUUAUGUACUCAUGCAUUCAAAGCAUAACAUGCGCACGCACACACCUGCACACGCACAGGACUCGAAAUAAUUUCUCUCCACUUUGAGCAAGUAUGUGAUUUUAAGUCUUUUAAUUUAUGUUUUGACUCAUCGAGAAAAAAUGGUUUUCAAUAGGAAAAUAUUCAAAUGUACCAAAUGUUUAAAAUUCCUUAUUUAAGUAUGUUUCAUAAGUAAAUACUUGUUUGUUGAUUUUUAAUCUUCUUGAAAUUUUAUAAAGAGAUGCAAAAUCACUUUAAUCUUUAUUUUUAAAUGUUGCUAUAAAAUAUUAAGCUAGGUUUUCUCCAUAAUUUAUCAACUGUACUGAUUGUUUUAAAAAUUUACUUGAAUGAAUAUUUUCCUAUGCUAUUCUUUAGUGUUGAAAUUGAUUUUAAUUACUUCUAUCGAGUUUUGAAUUUAAAAAAAAAAAUCACACUUUUGGCUUCAGGCCAACGUUUUAAAUUGAUUUUACUGACUCAUGUUUUGUCCUUAUAAUGUUUCAUUAGCAGUUCUGCAACAGUAUUUAUAAACAACUCGGGCAAUGGCAUAUUAAGUUUGCAUUCUUGUUCAGAUUUUUAUUUGCAGUUUAAUUUGCUAAAUUCAGUUAUGACAAAAUAAUUUUUUAUUAGUAUUGUGUCAGAAUGGCCUUUUUAGAAAAUAGCAAAUGGAAUUUUUAAACUUAAAAGUAAUUAUAAAUUGUAUUGCAAGAUUUUUUUUGGGCAAUAUCGAGUCCUGUAUGUAUAAUUUAUAUAUAUAUAUGUAUGUGUAAUAUUUAUAUAAUAUAUGCUGCACAUGUAUGUGUGGUAAAUAUUUGUGGUUAGCUUGUGUUGUUAUAGUGAUGUGCUUAUUUAAUAUUUAAGUGAAAUCCUUUGUUUUACUAGUCCAAAAAAAAUAAAUAUAAAGCUCUUAAUUAUUAAAAGAAGGAGAAAUUGAAAAAAAGGGAAACCUUUCAAAAAUGAUGCAUUAGAAUUUUCAUUUGAUGCUAUUUUUGCACAAUCUGGAUUUUUCUUAUGUAUAGUAAAGCUCUGAUAAUUCUUCUGUUUAAGGGCCGUCCAGAAAAUGCAUAUAAAUGUUAUACUGCAAUUGACUACUACAACUUUAUUAUUUAUGGUGCAGAAAUUUAUAUACAGCAUUAUCAUGCUCUUUUCAAACAUAUAAGAAUCUUAACAUACAUAUGAAUUUUUUCCCAUGCUUGUGUUAAAAAAAAAAAAAAUUCAAGAAAGAUCAAAACUUUUACUUAACAAAUUUACUAAUAUUAAAUAUUUUUAUUUCAUAUGUAUAAAAGAUCUGUAUCUUUUCAGUUUGACUUAUAUUUUCUGUUAGUAGAGUGAUUGUUUUAAUUUUUAAUCAUACAGUUAUAAAAUAAAUUAGGAAUAUUUUAUUAUAAAUCUAGUAAGAUGUUUAAAAUAAUGUUAUUUGAAAGCUAUUAAAAAAUCUCAAUUCUCAUAAAUGAAUUUUUGGUAAAGAUGUUUCAAAUUUUAUUAUUAAUGAAUGAAAAACAUGCUGCACUCCCCAUGUUCAUAUUUAGAAAUUACUGUAUUGAAUCAAUGUUUUGAAUCAUCUUGUAGACUAUUUUAGUGUUAAAUUUCUGAAAUGAAUUUAGUUCCUUGGCUACAAUGUAUAUACUUUUAAAAUCCAUCCUCUCUACUCUCCCAACCCUCUCUCUCACUCCCUCUCAAAAAAAAAAAAAAAAAGUAUGAAUGAUGCUUUACUGUACACAAGAAAUAUUAGUGAAUAUCACUUUAAUAGCAAUGAUAUUUUAAUGAUUUAAUGUAUUAUACCAUGUUGUGAGGCUUGAAAUAUAUGAAAUUUUGACUACAACAUUCUGCACAAUGAGUGCUGGUUUAUGUACCAGCCAGUGCUAAAUCUUACGUGCUGUGCAUGUUGCCUGUGUUAUAUCUCCAUUAAAUGAAUAUUCAUCAUAUUUGUUCAUGAGCUUUUUUCAUGUCAUAAAAUCAUCAGGUAAUUUUAGAAUGGAAAAAUUUAUGCAUAACUACAAUUUUCCCAAAUGACCAAAUUUGCUUAACUUAUAUGCUUUUUUUUUCUUUUUGCUGUCUUCAUUGCUUCAAUACAUUUCAUGGUUUUGAUAGAAUUUAGUUUUCUAGUCAAAGCAAUUUGCAUGUACUAAAGAUUCCAUGAUAUGUAAGAAUAUAU
Uloborus diversus is the source of this 4214-nucleotide messenger RNA. RefSeq names its product beta-arrestin-1-like (gene krz). Gene Ontology annotation, molecular function: G protein-coupled receptor binding. The transcript has 13 exons. The record is from RefSeq and is a predicted model, not a curated record. Lineage: Eukaryota; Metazoa; Arthropoda; Arachnida; Araneae; Uloboridae. The coding region runs from base 568 to 1836 and encodes 422 amino acids. Gene Ontology annotation, biological process: signal transduction; G protein-coupled receptor internalization. Gene Ontology annotation, cellular component: cytoplasm.